Molecule: messenger RNA, 3678 nt
Organism: Vitis riparia (riverbank grape)
Lineage: Eukaryota; Viridiplantae; Streptophyta; Magnoliopsida; Vitales; Vitaceae
Product: putative disease resistance protein RGA3
Exons: 1
Coding region: 16-3438 (1140 amino acids)
Biological process (GO): defense response to other organism
Molecular function (GO): ADP binding
Source: RefSeq, a predicted model, not a curated record
UUGCCUUUUCCUUGGAUGUGGACAUCCCCCACCUCUCCUGUCGGCAUUGACUUCUAUUCCAUGCACCUACAACUCUACAACCACCAGGACAAGUUGAAGUUCAUUAGAUCACACAGAAAACUAGAUCUUGUUCUUGAGUUUUGCUUCUCUCUGAAAGAAACAAUGGCAGUGGGGGAGAUAUUUCUAUCUGCUGCCUUUCAGAUUACUCUUGAAAAAUUGGCUUCCCCAAUGUCAAAAGAGUUGGAAAAGAGUUUUGGAGAUCUAAAAAAAUUGACCUGGACUUUGUCCAAAAUCCAGGCUGUGCUCCGUGAUGCUGAGGCAAGGCAGAUCACCAACGCAGCUGUGAAGCUGUGGCUAAGUGAUGUUGAAGAAGUAGCAGAUGACGCGGAGGACGUGCUGGAUGAGGUCAUGACCGAAGCUUUUCGAUUCAAGCAACAAAACCCAGUAAGCAAUUUUUCCUCUUUGCCAAGGGAUUUUCAUUUUGAAAUUGGGUCUAAAUUGGAGAAGAUUAAUAAGAGGUUGGAUGAAAUAGCAAAGAAAGGAGAUGAGCUGGGGUUGAAGGAGAGAAGCGGAGAGAAACGGCAUAAUGCAAGACCACCGAGUAGUUCUCUAGUUGACGAAUCUAGUGUUUUUGGCAGGGAGGUUGAGAAAGAGGAGAUACUAGAAUUAUUGGUAUCUGAUGAAUAUGGUGGAAGUGAUGUUUGUGUUAUUCCCAUAGUAGGCCUGGGAGGCCUGGGCAAGACAACACUUGCCCAACUUGUCUACAAUGAUGAGAAAGUGACCAAACAUUUUGAGUUGAAAAUGUGGGUUUGUGUAUCUGAUGAUUUUGAUGUUCGUAGGGCUACAAAAUCAGUCCUAGAGUCUGCUACCGGGAGAAAUUUUGAUCUCAUGGAUUUGGACAUACUCCAAAGUAAACUCCGGGACAUAUUAAAGGGGAAGAGGUAUCUGCUUGUUCUAGACGAUGUGUGGACUGAGAAGAAGAGUGAUUGGGAUCGCUUGCAUCUUCCUCUAAGAGCAGGGGCAACCGGAAGUAAAAUCAUAGUAACUACCAGAAGUGGAAGGGUUUCAUCGGUUAUGGGCACGAUGCCCCCUCGUCAUUUGGAGGGAUUAUCAGACGAUGACUGUUGGUCACUUUUUAAGCAAAUAGCGUUUGAGAAUGGGAAUGCUGAUGCACAUCCAGAACUGGUACGAAUAGGAAAGGAAAUUCUGAAGAAGUGUCGAGGUUUGCCUUUAGCAGUGAAGACAAUUGGGGGGCUGCUGUAUUUGGAGACGGAAGAAUAUGAAUGGGAAAUGAUCUCGAAAAGUGAUUUAUGGGACUUCGAAGAUGAUGAAAAUGGAAUUUUGCCAGCUCUAAGGCUGAGCUAUAAUCAUCUCCCAGAACAUCUCAAACAGUGUUUUGUCUUUUGCUCUGUAUUCCCAAAAGACUACGACUUUGAAAAGGAAACUUUAGUCUUGCUAUGGAUUGCGGAGGGUUUUGUUCUUGCAAAGGGAAGGAAACACCUGGAAGAUUUGGGUUCGGACUAUUUUGAUGAGCUGUUGUUGAGGUCUUUCUUUCAACGCUCCAAAAUCAAUUCUUCCAAGUUCUUUGUUAUGCAUGACUUGGUUCAUGAUUUGGCACAAUAUCUAGCAGGGGAUUUGUGCUUCAGAUUGGAGGAGGGUAAGUCGCAAAGCAUCUCGGAAAGGGCUAGGCAUGCUGCAGUGCUACACAACACGUUCAAGUCAGGGGUCACAUUUGAGGCCUUGGGUACCACAACAAAUUUACGUACGGUUAUACUGUUGCACGGUAAUGAAAGGAGUGAGACCCCUAAGGCAAUAGUCCUACAUGAUUUGCUGCCAAGCUUGAGAUGCUUACGUGUAUUGGAUUUGAGUCACAUUGCUGGGGAAGAAAUACCAGAUAUGGUAGGAAGACUGAAACAUUUAAGGUAUCUCAACCUCUCCAGUACUCGUAUUAAGAUGCUGCCUCCAUCAGUUUGCACCCUUUAUAAUCUCCAAUCGCUGAUUCUUAUGAAUUGCAACAACCUUAAGGGGUUGCCUAUUGACAUGAAAAACCUACUAAAUCUGCGGCAUCUUAAUUUAACUGGAUGUUGGCAUCUCAUAUGCAUGCCUCCACAGAUUGGGGAGCUUACUUGUUUACGAACAUUGCAUAGAUUUGUUGUGGCAAAAGAGAAGGGUUGUGGGAUUGGCGAAUUGAAGGGCAUGACAGAGCUUCGAGCAACACUUAUAAUUGAUAGGCUUGAGGAUGUUUCCAUGGUUUCAGAUGGCAGGGAGGCGAAUUUGAAGAACAAACAAUAUCUUCGUAGGUUGGAAUUGAAAUGGAGCCCUGGACAUCAUAUGCCGCAUGCAAUUGGUGAGGAGCUUCUUGAAUGCCUUGAACCUCAUGGGAACCUCAAAGAAUUGAAGAUUGAUGUCUAUCAUGGUGCUAAGUUUCCAAAUUGGAUGGGAUACUCCAUGCUCUCUCGCUUAGAAAGGAUCGAACUCUCCCAAUGUACCUACAGCAGAAUCCUCCCGCCCCUUGGACAGCUACCGCUUCUUAAGUAUCUCAGCAUUGAUACAAUGAGUGAAUUGGAAAGCAUUAGUUGCGAGUUUUGUGGUGAAGGUCAGAUUCGAGGGUUUCCUUCCUUAGAGAAAAUGAAGCUUGAAGACAUGAAGAAUUUGAAGGAAUGGCGCGAGAUAGAGGAUGGUGACUUCCCUCGCCUUCGCAAACUUACCAUUAAAAACUCCCCCAAUAUUGCUAGCCUUCCAAAGUUUCCAUCACUUUGUGACUUGGUUUUAGAUGAAUGCAAUGAGAUGAUUUUGGGGUCAGUGCAGUUCCUCUCAUCUCUAUCCUCAUUGAAAAUUUCGAAUUUCCGAAGACUGGCUUUAUUACCUGAAGGCCUUCUACAGCAUCUAAAUUCACUAAAAGAACUAAGAAUUAAAAAUUUUUACGGGCUUGAGGCGUUGAAAAAGGAGGUAGGCUUCCAGGAUCUCGUGUCUCUCCAACGUUUUGAAAUUUUAUCGUGUCCAAAGCUAGUGUCGCUUCCAGAAGAAGGGUUAUCAUCUGCACUUCGAUAUCUCUCCCUCUGUGUAUGCAACAGUUUGCAGUCCCUGCCAAAAGGACUCGAGAAUCUGUCCUCCCUUGAAGAAUUGAGCAUUUCCAAGUGUCCUAAGCUUGUGACUUUCCCUGAAGAAAAGUUACCAAGCUCACUCAAACUGUUGAGAAUUUCAGCUUGUGCCAACCUGGUAUCACUACCUAAGAGACUUAAUGAACUCUCAGUUCUUCAACAUUUGGAAAUAGACUCCUGCCACGCACUAAGAUCCUUGCCAGAGGAAGGAUUGCCAGCCUCAGUUCGAUCAUUAUCUAUUCAAAGAUCUCAAUUGUUGGAGAAAAGGUGCGAAGAAGGUGGUGAAGACUGGAAUAAGAUAGCUCAUAUCCCUGACAGAUACAUUAUAAGAUUUUAAAUCAACUCAAGAUCUGAAAUGGAGCUGCGCUAGGAAACUAAAGCUCCAAUAGUGACACGGUAUCAAGGUUUCCUUCAAUUCAUUAUCCAUGCUGUAUAUUUUUUCUUUUUAUCCUUUUUUCCUUGAAAAUUUGACAUGAAAAGGAACUUUCUUUUAUAAGUAACUGCUUUUUGUUGGUUCAAGUCAUGUUGGGGAACUUUAUUUUAAAUGGGAAAUCAUUGUUUGGAUCUUGGUUUAAAA